GCAAUUGUCCUGCUUCAGCAUCCUGAGUGGUGGAAAUUUCACAAGCGUUGUCGUUCACGCUCAGAGACGAUAUCCUAACUCUGCGAACUUCAUUCAGCGCGGCGAGAAAUUCCACACCUGCCGUAUGUGUCACUGUCUCAGCAGAUGGCACCGCCCAGUCCCAGGAACAGUACCCCUAAUAGUAGCAGUGGGAGCAACAGCAGCGAGCAGCUGAGCAAAACCAAUCUGUACAUCCGCGGACUGCAGCCGGGCACCACCGACCAGGACCUUGUCAAGCUCUGUCAGCCAUAUGGCAAGAUUGUCUCCACCAAGGCCAUCCUGGACAAGACCACGAGCAAAUGCAAAGGCUAUGGUUUUGUGGACUUUGACAGUCCCUCAGUGGCACAGAAGGCUGUUACCGCACUGAAAGCCAGUGGUGUGCAGGCACAAAUGGCAAAGCAACAGGAGCAAGACCCUACAAAUUUAUAUAUCUCAAACAUCCCUCUGUCGAUGGAUGAGCAGGAACUGGAGGGGAUGCUGAAGCCGGUUGGUCAGGUGAUCUCCACCCGAAUCCUUCGUGGGACCAGCAGGGGAGUUGGCUUUGCAAGGAUGGAGUCCACAGAGAAGUGUGAAGCCGUCAUCAUCCACUUUAACGGGAAGUAUAUCAAGACGCCCCCUGGAAUGGCAGCACCAUCUGACCCCCUGCUCUGCAAAUUUGCUGAUGGCGGGCCAAAGAAACGCCAGAACCAAGGGAAAUUUGUGCAAAAUGGAUGGGUCUGGCCAAGGAAUGGAGACAUGGGUGGUAUGGCCUUGACCUAUGACCCCACCACAGCUCUUCAGAAUGGGUUCUACCCAGCCCCAUACAGCAUUGCCCACAGCAGGAUGCUCGCUCAGUCUGCACUCUCCCUGUAUCUCCCAUCUCCUGGGUCCUCCUAUCAGAGAGUGACCCAGACAUCUCCUCUCCAAGUGCCUAACCCAUCCUGGAUGCAACACCAGUCGUACCUCAUGCAGCCUUCAGGCUCAGUUCUUACACCAGGGAUGGACCACCCUCUUUCUCUCCAGCACGCCUCCAUGAUGGGACCUCUUACCCAACAAUUGAGUCACCUGUCACUCAGCAGCCUGGGCACGUUCAUGCCAACGGCUGCUGCCAUGCAAGGAGCUUACAUCCCCCAGUGCCCUCCUGUGCCUUCCUCCAGUGUCUCUGUUGAGGAGAGCAGUGGUCAGCAGAGUCAAGUGGCAGUGGAGACACCCACAGACCAUGGGGUUUUUCCUUUCCAGUUCAGCAAGUAACAAGGCCCGGGCCUGAGAAAAGAAACUGCAUGCCUGCCUUGGGCUGUUUUCCUGUUGAUGGAGCCUAGGGAACCAUGUCGCUCUUCGUAUGCACUACAUCCAAGACGAAAGAACUUACACCGGCUGAGCUGCCUCCCACCUUCACAGAGAGGUCGGGGUGUGUCGGAAUUACUUAGGAAGGCUUGUCAAAUGAUUUCUUUAAAAAGAAAAAAAGUGCUGGAAAAUCGAUGAAGGA
Molecule: messenger RNA, 1504 nt
Organism: Chionomys nivalis (European snow vole)
Lineage: Eukaryota; Metazoa; Chordata; Mammalia; Rodentia; Cricetidae
Product: RNA-binding motif, single-stranded-interacting protein 2-like
Cellular component (GO): ribonucleoprotein complex; nucleus; cytosol
Molecular function (GO): mRNA 3'-UTR binding; poly(A) binding; poly(U) RNA binding
Source: RefSeq, a predicted model, not a curated record